Molecule: messenger RNA, 3054 nt
Organism: Pleurotus ostreatus (oyster mushroom)
Lineage: Eukaryota; Fungi; Basidiomycota; Agaricomycetes; Agaricales; Pleurotaceae
Exons: 9
Coding region: 1-3054 (1017 amino acids)
Biological process (GO): protein monoubiquitination; proteasome-mediated ubiquitin-dependent protein catabolic process; protein polyubiquitination
Cellular component (GO): ubiquitin ligase complex; cytosol; nucleus
Molecular function (GO): cyclin binding; ubiquitin conjugating enzyme binding; ubiquitin protein ligase activity
Source: RefSeq, a predicted model, not a curated record
AUGGCAACGCUAGCAAAGUCCAGACUUCGAAAUGAAAUCGCAGGCGAUUCAACACAACCGCGACUGGAUAUCAAUAUUCCUGCACCUUUCCCAGUGGAACUACACCAACGCCUUACUCGAGAAGCGGAGCGCACAAUUGCAAGGGAACUACCGUCGGUUCGAAGCGCAGGGGCUGAUAUUGGAACACGGCCUGCGGAGGUCAAUGAGGUCAGUUUGAUAGAUGUAGAGGAGGGUUCAUCGUCUACGGCGUUGAGAUCCGGUGCGCAGCAAGAACUCAUGCCCUCCAUAGGCUAUGUGCAAAGGUCCUGCAUUACGACUCUCAAUGACUUGCUAUCAGAAUCUAUGCGCUGGAGCCCAAUUCUUCCUGACCGUCGACACUCAAUGCCAUCAACGCCCCAAUCACCUGUUGAUUCAGAACCAUCAGCAAUAGCUGCCCUUCACACCCUAGUCUCCAACCUACGGAACUGCGAUGAUGCUAUGGUUGAGGUUCACAAUCAGGAAGAAGAUCUCAUCAAUGAGCUAUGCGCGCGAGUUGAAAUCCUUGCACCCAGCCUUCCGCUGGCAGAUGCUCAGUUGGCUCAAUCGCUCGUUUCCCUGCUGUCCAAUUUCCACAGGCUAUCUAGAAUGCAGACCGGAGGUCACACUAUACGACCGUCGAGCAUCCUCAUGUCACAUCAGUCGACCUCCAAUCCGUUCGACGCACUGAGACGGCAGCUCAGUGACUUCCAGGUCGAACGUCUAUCUUCGUCACACAAUGAUGUGUGGGCACCUCGGUCUGGAGUAUCACCCGUGACAGCCGUUGAAUCCUCGCUUCUGUGGACCAGAAUCGAUGAAGAGCUCGAAAAUGUUCUAGCCAUGUGCAAGGAGCGAACUGACGCAGCCGACCAUCACCUGCCGCCAAGAUACUCCUACGCUGAAGAUGAGCAUGACAGGCCACCCGAUUAUGAUCACGAAGCAUUCGUGGAUGACAUCAAAACACGGCAUUCUCCCGAAAUGUUAACGUCGGGUGUCCACGACAAGUCAAGAUUGCUGGACGAGAAGAUGCGUCUCGACCUAGAGUCAGUCACAAUGGCCAUCGAUCGGCUGUAUUUAGUGGCUCCGCAACUGCAUAAUCAACGCGUUGAAUUAAAGUCGUCGAAAGUCAAGCAAUUGGAACUGGCCAAGCAAGCCGGCCUGAAGAAUAGCAGCUCUGAUCAGCUCGCCUCAGCUCCGUCCUUGUCUAGAAUCGCUAGAGGAAAGCAGAAGGUAGACACAUCCCGAGAGGUGAAGGACCUGGAAAACAUGCUAGACCUCCUUGGUAAAGCUUCAAGCCGGACGAUGAAAGAUCAGUCAUUCGUACUUGGCAGAGGGUCUGCUUCGCCAAUGGAGAAGGCUAAGCAGCGCGAUACAGCUAAGAGAGAAGCCUUCGUCGAGCACCUCGCCCAGCACUCAGACGCUGGUCGUCUCCACACCCAAGACGCGGAACUCCACGAUUACCCCCGUCUUAAAGAUCCCAACGCUCUUCUCUCUCUUCCUGAAUUUAUUCGUGAAUCAAUCCCAGAGACAUCUCUCUCUCGAGAUGAAGAUAUGGACGCGUUGCUGUCGCUCCCUGAAUUCGUAAAGGAAUUACCCCCACCACGAGUGCUGAUGAAGAGCUCUCAAUCACCCCCGCCCGCACCUUCGUCGCCAUUGAGGAAAAAGAGGCAUAGGGUGAGAAGCUUGUCCGCACCAAGUAUCUCAUGGUUGAAGUCGUCGAAAGACAUGAAGUCUUCGAAGUCCAUGAGCCCUGUGACUGAAUCCCCAACUCGCAAUCUCGAAGUCAAUUAUGUUGCCGAGAACCACGAAUCUCUCCACCGCAUUCUUGUCUUUCUUAUGGUGUCCGGGGCAGUGCCUGGCGUGGAUCUGGAGGCCGAGGUUCUUCCCUCCUUCAGUGAUUCCUCUAGUUCCUCCAACUCCUCGGGCGUCGAUACCAAUCAGGGGGACCGUCUCAUUAUCAAGAGUGGAGUGCACGUUUCUCUUCCCGUGAGCCUUCCUGGACGAACGACACCCGGUAAGAAGGAAAUCAAGGUUCAAGGCGAACACUACGAGAUCAAGCUAUCGACGAUUUCACCGAACACAAGCACGCAAGAUGCCCCGCCUCUCCUUGACGCUGCUCAACUUAAUUCCGCAGUGCCUACAUCCUUUAUUUGCUCGUCAUGUUCCCUACCCAUCGUGCAAACAACCUCUCCAUCCCGUUCCUCGUCAUCUUCAACCCUCCUUUCAUAUCGAGAUCUACCUUCCGAGCACUGGCAAGAACUCGUCGAUGCAUGGAUGUGUCAUGGUGACCAGAAGCUCACUGAGCAAGUAUCCAAGCACGCUCAAGCAGAGAGGGGCGGCUUCUGGCCACGACCCGGUCAGGCAUUGGUUGGUGGAAGUUAUAUCCUAUUCAGAGAGGAUACAAUUGUGACGGGCAAUGUGCAUCCUCCCCAAGAAACGGCGGUCGACGACGAUGUAUGGGGGGUGGUGAGAUGCUUGUGCGGGGCAGUAGUUGGAAGAUCGCAGGUCCUUCGUCAGCAAGACGAUACUAGUGGCGGAAGUCCUCCCGAUGUAUCUUCGACCAGAUCAGUGUAUAGACUUCUCAAAUACGCGAUCCGACCUGUGAGCCAAACAGCUGAACCGUUACGGAUACCCUUAUCUGCUUUCAUCGUGGAAGACAUGAACGAAUUCGUCCAGGCGCAUGCGACGCACAGAUUCAUAAUCCUGGAUGAGGAAGAAGAAAAGCCCCGUAUACUCGUCUGGUUAUUCAAGCCUGAUCUUCGUCUGGCUUACAAGACAUCUCGAUCCUAUGCUAUCCCCCCAAGUUCGUCCAUUCGGGCUGCGAAAGUUUUAUAUAAAACAAUAGGGCCCUCCGAGUCGUCCGCGGACCUGAAAUCUAUCGUGAACAAAUAUCCUGGUUUCCCUCAGGCGGAAUAUCUCUACUAUCCCAUGAACAUCUGCCGCCGCUUAGCGAGCUUGCUCGUCGAAAGCAAUAGAAGCUACCCAGAGAGUAUGCGGACGAUGACCGGUUUGGAUGUUGGAUGGCUUCGCAAAGUUUGA